Exaiptasia diaphana is the source of this 1322-nucleotide messenger RNA. RefSeq names its product UPF0676 protein C1494.01. The record is from RefSeq and is a predicted model, not a curated record. Gene Ontology annotation, molecular function: dioxygenase activity. NCBI's taxonomy places the organism in Eukaryota, Metazoa, Cnidaria, Anthozoa, Actiniaria, Aiptasiidae. The transcript is spliced from 7 exons. Bases 67 to 1092 code for a protein of 341 amino acids.
GUAUUGCGUGACAUCUUGUGUUCCGUGACAAGGAAAGGAUCAUGUCCUCUUUGCAAGACAACAUGUAUGAACAGUAAACAUAUAUAUUUUUACGUCGCUACAAAUGCUGCAAAACCUUUGCAAAAGAUGACAAGUCACAUACCCAUCGUUGAUUUUAGUGCAUUUAGCAUUGACAAACAACCAAGACCGGACGUCAAUAGCGCUGAAGUACAGCAGUUGGCCAAAGAGAUAUAUUCUGCGUUUAGUACAGUGGGUUUUGUGUAYCUCAAAAACCAUGGCAUCACCUUGGAUAAGGUGGAUCAAGUAUUAUCAAAGACUGACUCCUUCUUUGGUCUUAGUAAAGACAUCAAGUCACGUUAUCGUAUUAAUCUGAAAGGUGACUCGCCUUAUGGAUGGGAUGAGCUGGAGAGACAAACUGUUAACCCAGAGCGACCUCCAGAUCUCAAGGAGUCUUUUGACAUUGUGUCUGCAGCUCUGGAAAAUAAAUCACUGAUUUGGCCAGAUGAUGUGCUGCCCAACUUCAAGCAUACCAUCGUUGAAUUUCAAAUGACCUGUCAGACUCUAGGGAUGAGAGUACUUGAAAUCUUAGCCAUUGGAUUAAAUCAGGAACCUGAUGUUUUUACAAGAACUUAUAAAUUGAUGGGAAAGCCAGGAGGGGGAACACUGCUCCGUUUUAACUAUUACCCCAGAAUAUCUAAUAAUAUCCAAGUUAAACCUAAUCAAAUACGCUUUGGAGAGCAUACUGACUACGGAGCAAUUACUCUCCUUUUUCAAGACGACGCUGGCGGACUUGAGGUGGGUACAGUAGACGGCAAAUAUGUACCAGUCACGCCCAUCCCUGGUACAAUACUGGUUAUUACUGGCGACUUGUUGCAAAGAUGGACAACAGACAAACUGAAGGCAGCUCCUCACCGUGUUGUGAUUCCUGAGGAUGAAAUCAAAAAGAGGAAUGCACGUCGUUCUAUUAUUUUCUUCUGCAAUCCUGACUUUGCAUCAACCAUUACUUGUUUGGAUGGAUCGGACAAGUACCCGCCGGUUAACUGUGGAAAUUACCUUCAGGAAUUGAACAAGAAGACUUAUAAUGAACUGUAGGAAUAGCAUUGUAAUACGCUGUUUCUCGACAAACAACAGCAAAUGUUAGGGACUGCGCAAUAUUUAUCAGGAGGGGGGUAGGGGUUGAGAAUCUAGAGUGGGGGUACAACAUCUAAUUCUAUGUGCUUAAAGAGGAGAGUCACGUCUAAAAUUAACUAGAACUUUAAUUGGAAACUGAAAAAUGAACGUGUCAGAUUCGAAAACUUCUCAAGAAAAGUGCGUGCCACGAU